GGGCUAUUACUAACAGUGGCCAACUGGUAGAUGUUGGCACUACAACUGCCACUACAGGUAUUGACACUUCAGUUACUGUGGGUGCUGUUACAACAAACACCAUAGACAUCACCUGGACACCUGUCCCUGGUACCAAUAUCUAUCAGAUAAUAUACACUGGACCAGAUGGGCAGCAGCAACUAGGGCAGGUUCUUCAUCCAACCACUGAUUUCACCCUUACUGGACUUACUCCUGCAUCUCAGUAUGACAUCACUGUAAGGGCAUUUAACACUGAUGCUGGACAACAGACAGAUAUUGGCACUGCUACUGCAACUACAGAUACACUGCUUAAUCUGGUUGCCAGUGCUCAAAACAUCCAAACAACUAGCUUCGACAUCAUGUGGGAAGACAGACCUGAAUUCACUUAUACUAGCUACAUUGCGACAGUCAGUGAAGUAGGGGGUACUUUUUCAGUACAACUUCCAGCCACUGCGAAUCGGGAUGGUAGAAAUAUAACAGUCAAUGCUGCAGGCCUUACUUCCGGCACAGAAUACGAUGUUAACAUCCAAGGUGUGACCGGUACGGGAGUGCGUGAGGAUCAAGUCAAUUUCAACGUUUUCACAAGGCCAAAUCCACCCAUCGAUGGUCGCUUCACCGAGAUAAAUGGAAUGACAGUACUACUUGAAUGGAAUCCACCUGCUGAUGGGAGAAUAGAUGGGUAUGUAGUGAUACAUGGUGCAGAAACCCAGGAUCCAACUACUUUGACCCAGGCUCCUAUCCCAGUUGGUCAGACGGCAUACGCCAUCUCGGGACUCAAUCCUAUCAUACCCUCUACCAUAGGACUGGUAUCAUAUCGGAAUUCAACUGAUACAUUCAGUGAUUUUGCCGAGCUACUUCAGCAACAAAAUUCUAACUUGGAAAUAAAUAGAGGUGAUAACCCAUGCGCAAGUAGACCAUGUAGGAAUGAUGGACAGUGUUUUGGUGUGUCAGGAGGCAGUUUCAGAUGUGAAUGCAUCAAUGGUUUCAGUGGUACUACCUGUGAAGUAAACACAGAUGAAUGUAACAGCUUUCCUUGUCAAAAUGGAGGGACCUGUACUGAUCUUCAAAAUGGUUAUAUCUGUCGCUGCCUUACUGGAAUAACUGGCACAAACUGUGAGAUAAGACCGCAGCCUUGCUCCAACAAUCCUUGUUUAAAUGGUGCGACCUGUGUGGAAGUAUUUACAACCUUUACAUGCUCUUGUCUUGCUGGCUUUACUGGCACGUUGUGUGAAACAGAUAUCGAUGACUGUGCACCAGUCGACCCCUGUCUCAAUGGUGGCAUCUGUGUAGAUGCAGUCAACAGUUUCAUGUGUAUAUGCCAAACUGGCUUCUCGGGCACUAACUGUGAAAUAGAUAUAGAUGAAUGCAAUCCUGAUCCUUGUCAGAACGGUGUGUGUAUUACAAUUGCACCGGGAUCCCCCUUCACAUGUGUUUGUAAUCAAGGCUUCACUGGGCAGAAUUGUGAGACUGAAAUUAAUGAAUGUAAUUCGAUGCCCUGUCUCAAUGGCGGUACCUGUAUAGAUGCUCUGUUAAGCUAUGUGUGCAGAUGUGCACUUGGGUUCACCGGAGUAAACUGCGAAUCUCCAACUGAUGAGUGUGCCAGUCAACCAUGCCUCAAUGGAGGAACUUGCGUGGAUGGUGUAAACGCGUACGAGUGUAGAUGUCCAAUGGCCUUUGGUGGGAUAAACUGUGAAACAGAUAUCAAUGAAUGCUUAUCGGGACCAUGCAUGAAUGGUGCCACAUGCUUUGAUCAGUUGGGGUUCUUCCGAUGUCAGUGUCCUACAGGGUACGAGGGACCAACAUGCGCUACGGACAUCAAUGAAUGUGCAAGUACUCCAUGUCAGAAUGGCGGAACAUGUCUGGACUUCCCAGGGUUAUACAUUUGUAACUGUGUCCAAGGUUUCUCUGGUAUUCACUGUGAAAUAAACGAUGACGAUUGUCGAAAUAACCCUUGCCUGAAUGGAGCUACUUGUAUAGAUGGAGCGCAGUCUUUCACCUGCAUUUGCCCAUCAGGGUUUUCCGGAACAACGUGUGCUAUGCAAUUGGACGCAUGUAACCCACCACCUUGUCAGAAUGGAGGAACGUGUAUCAAUCUUUUCCCAUCGUUCCAGUGUGUUUGCCCUCCUGGCUUCACUGGAACAAACUGUGAAAGAAAUAUUGAUGAGUGUCUUAGCUUUCCCUGUGCAAAUGGAGGAACUUGUAACGAUGGUAUCAAUCAGUACGUGUGUUCAUGUACUGCUUCUUUCCAGGGUCCUAGAUGCCAAAUAGGAAGAAACAUUCCACUUACUUACACCCCAACGACCACUACACUUACUUUUGAUUGGCCGGCACAGCCUGGAGUCGUUCAAUACAGGAUAUCUCUCCAAAAUCUUGAUGGGAGCCCAGCUGCAUCUCCCCAAACAAUUUUCCAGCCAUCUGCAACGUUCUCCGGCCUUGACCCCACCACAACUUACAUAGUUUCUCUGGAAACAACUGCAGACGGUGUAGACUACAACCUCAGUCAAGAUUUUGGUACAACAGAUACACCACCAUGUGAUGUUGCUCGAUGUUUCUUUGGAGGUACGUGUCGGGAAGAUAACACAGCAACGCGUGGUUAUACCUGUGAUUGUACAACUGGGUACACUGGUGACAACUGUGAACAAAAUAUCAAUGAGUGCUUAGUGACUGUUAACCUAUGUGGGACUGGGAGAUGCUUUGACACCUUUGGCUCUUUUAUGUGUAUAUGUGACCCGGGCUUCCAAGGCACACGGUGUGAACAGGAUAUUAACGAGUGCCUAAGCAAUCCUUGUCAGAAUGGAGGCAUUUGUGAUGAUGAACCGAACCGAUAUGUAUGUCGAUGUCCGCCAGGAUUUACUGGGAUUAACUGUCAAACUGCGAUAGAUAACUGCGCAAGUGGACCCUGCAACAAUGGUGGCUCAUGCAUCAAUGGUUUUACUUCAUUUUUCUGUGCUUGUCCAACCGGAUAUACCGACUCACGAUGUGAAACAAACAUUAAUGAGUGCUUUAGCCAACCAUGUCUGAACGGUGGAACCUGUAUUGAUGGAAUUGCUAGCUUCACUUGCUCGUGUGCACAAGGUUUUGAAGGAACUAAUUGCGAAAACAGAAUAAGUGCUUGCCUAAGCUUUCCUUGUGUGAAUGGUGGAUCAUGUACGGAUGUUGCUACAGGGUAUUUCUGUUCAUGUGUCCCUGGAUUUGCAGGAACUAACUGUGAAAAUGAUAUCGACGAGUGUGCUUCAAAUCCAUGCUUGAACGGAGGGAUAUGCUCUAACCUACUCAAUCAGUUUACCUGUACUUGCCAAGGUCUAUUCACUGGCCUACGAUGUGAAACCCAGGUGGAUACUUGCAUAAGUUUUCCCUGUCAAAAUGGAGGGAGCUGUAUCAACAUUGCGAAUGGGUAUUUAUGCAACUGUCUUCCAGGCUUUACUGGUGUAAGAUGUGAAAAUGAUAUCAAUGAGUGUAUUAGCAAUCCUUGUGUUAAUCAAGGUACUUGUAUCAAUCAAGUUAGCCGAUUUUUGUGCCAGUGCCCAGAUGGAUAUGACGGAACACGAUGUGAAAAUAAUAUCGAUGAGUGUUUGUCAAAUCCUUGUUUUAAUGGGGGAACAUGCUUGGACCAGGUUGCUAGCUACAGGUGUAUUUGUACAGCAGCAUUUACUGGGACUCGAUGCACACAAAAUACAAAUGAAUGUGUUUCCUCACCUUGUCGGAAUGGCGGUACCUGUAUUGAUCAGGUCAAUGGUUAUAGAUGUGAAUGUCCAACUGGGUUUACUGGAAUUAUCUGUGAAACUGAUAUAAAUGAUUGCCUCAACAAUCCCUGUCUAAAUGGAGGAUCAUGCCAAGAUCUUCCUGGUACAUUCUUCUGUACAUGUGCUCUUGGAUAUACAGGUUUCAACUGCCAAACAAAUAUCCUUGAGUGCAACAGCAAUCCCUGUGUGAAUGGUGCUACAUGUGUGGAUGGUAUAAAUAGAUUUUCUUGCACUUGUGCGGCUGGAUUUACAGGAGCUACUUGCGCUGAACGAAUUGAUUUUUGUUUGGGCUCACCUUGUUCUGUGAGGGCAUCUUGUAUCUCCGUGGGAGCAUCAUUCUUGUGUCUGUGCCCACCUGGAUUUACCGGACCCACCUGUGAUAUUAACAUCAACGAAUGCCUCAACAAUCCUUGUCUGAAUGGGGGAACCUGUGUGGACGGAAUCAACUCCUUCACCUGCAAUUGCCCUCCAGGAUUCAAUGGCCAGUUCUGUCAGACAAAUAUCAAUGAAUGUGCCAACUUCCCAUGCCAGAACGGCGGUGUCUGUACUGAUUUGAUCAACGGAUUCAGAUGUCAGUGUUCUGCUUUCUUCCAAGGCAUCGUGUGCACUAUACCCCUUGUAAUUCAAAUGACGGACACGAGCACGGUCCCGAGGACCCUGCGUGUUGAGUUUGACCCGAUCAACAACGAACCGGAUGCCGUAUACGACGUCAUCAUAACGGCACCGGACGGGACCAUCGUUGACAUGCGUUCAUUCACCGACGCUGAUGUGGACAACGACGGACGGGUGAGGGCAGAUAUCCCUGGACUUGAUCCUGACCUCACCUACACGGUGGAUCUGCAGGUCCGAACACCGGAAGGGACGUUCACUCUUGAUACCAUGAUGAGUAGUCCACCAGGUGCUUGCGAUUCGGGACCAUGCUUCAAUGGAGGAACCUGUACAGAAGCUCCUGGAACUGCUUUAGGCUAUACAUGUACCUGUCUUCCCAGUUUCCAACAACCAAAUUGCUUGAUCCAAAUAAACCCAUGUGAUAGCAAUCCUUGUCAAAAUGGAGGUACUUGCCUGAAUUCCGGAUCAUCAUUUAUUUGUGCAUGUGCAGCUGCGUGGCAAGGAAACAUCUGUACUUUCCCUCGGUCAAUACCAAUAAAUUUCAACACACCAAACCCCAACACCCUCAUCAUUAGCUACACCCAGCCCCCAGGCCAGUACAGCUCAUACGAUGUGACGUUGCUAGACAUUGUGGGACAACCGGUACAGACUGGUGUAAUCAGCCCCGCCCAGAUACAGCCAGACGGUACUUUCCGCUACACCUUCAAUGGAGUACAGCCCAACACCGCCUACCAGGUGCAAGUGACUGGUCGCACCGCAGAGGGACCUCUCGAUAUUGGUCGUGCCAACACACAGACGCCGAAUGUGUGUGACAUUUCCCCCUGCCUAAAUGGAGGAUUGUGCCAAAAUAAUCAAGCAGUAUCAUCAGGUUAUACAUGCAACUGUCUUCCCGGCUACUCUGGAAUUAAUUGUCAAACAGAUAUCAACGAGUGUUUCAGUAAUCCUUGUACAAAUGGAGGCACAUGUCAACAGCCUUUCAUCAAUGCAUUCCGAUGUGCCUGUCUUCCUCAAUUUACUGGAACCACUUGUCAGAUUCCACUGAAUGUUGUAGUACGUACCGGCACAGUCACCCCGACCUCGGCCACAAUCGUAUUCAAUGAGCUACCAAGCGGGUCUGCCCAAUACACCCUAGAAGUUGAUGAUUUGCAGGGAAACCUUGUCCAAAAUGUCCCCGUCAAUCCUAACCAAGCUUCAAAUGGACAGUUUACUGUUCCGGUAAAUAAUCUUCAGCCUGGCUCGGGAUACAUCGUAUUUGUGCAAGGAACUAUCAGUGGACAGACAUUCCAACUCGGUUCUACUCCAGUGAACACCCCUUCUUUGUGUACUCCAACUACAUGUUUGAAUGGAGGAACUUGUGUGGAUUCUGGAAUAUCAUUUUUCUGUGUUUGUCCGCCUGGUUUUGAUCCAAAUACUAACUGCCAAGAUAUUAAUGAAUGUUUGAGCCAGCCUUGCCAGAAUGGGGGAACUUGUAACAAUGGACAGAACCGGUACGAUUGCGCAUGCCCCAUUUUCUUAUCCGGUGUAAACUGUCAAAAUAACCAAUGCACUUUGCGUCCAAAUAUAUGCCAGAAUGGAGGGACGUGUGUACCAUCUACACAGCAGCCUGGAUUUAAUUGCCUAUGUCGAAGCGGUUUUCAAGGAGACUUUUGUGAAAUUCAAACACCGAGUUGCAACCCGAGUCCUUGUCAAAAUGGAGGUACAUGUAUUGCUGGUACCAUAGGUAUCACAUGCAAUUGUGUUCAAGGCUACGUUGGGGAAUUCUGCCAGACAAUCGUCAACCAGUGUCUGAAUUUGCCAUGCAGAAAUGGAGGAAGUUGUGUUAGUCGGGUCAAUGGAUAUCUUUGUAAUUGUAUCCCUGGUUAUGUUGGUACCAACUGUGAAACAAAUAACAACGAAUGCGUCAGCAAUCCUUGUCUGAAUGGUGGUACCUGCAUCGAUGGUGUGAAUCGCUUUGACUGCAUAUGUCCUCCAAAUUCAAAUGCAAACAUCUUCUGUGAACAACCUCCAUCUGCAUGUGAUUCUGGACCUUGUUUGAAUGGAGGGACUUGUCAAAACACAGUAAAUGGCUUCUUCUGCUUCUGUCCAUCCAACUUUCUUGGUAUUCGGUGUGAAACUUUAAACAGCCCUUGUAAUCCAUCCCCUUGUCUUAAUGGAGGAACCUGCACACAAACGGGAUCUAGCUUCGCCUGCCGGUGUCUUUCCACUUUCACUGGGAUUCUCUGUGGACAAGCUAAUAAUGUCUGUGGUUUGAACUGCCAGAAUGGUGGAACUUGUUUGAGUGUUCCAGGAAUUCUGAUGUGCCUUUGUCCUACCAACUGGAUAGGAAAUCUUUGCACUAUUCCAAGGGUAAUUCCAGCUGGACCAGGUGCGGUUACGUCAAAUUCCUUCGAAAUAGUAUUCAGUUCCAUUGGUCCAAACACUGAGGCCACUGCACAUCGUCUUCUCUUACUUGAUGGAACCGAUGUCGUGCAGUCAACGACCCUACCAACCGCUCCACCGCGCAAUACCGAGAUUAGCUAUGUGUUCUCAAAUCUUAAUCCUGGAGCUAUGUACACAGUCAUCAUUGCUGCUGACACAGCAGAGGAGAGCUUUGAAUUAGUCCGUGUUCCGUUCACUACAGAUGCUGAGGAUGGUUGUGUUAGCCAGCCUUGCCAGAACCAGGCUACCUGCUCACCAAACUCUGCCACGCCUCUUGGGUAUAUGUGCUUCUGUGCACCUGGAUUUACCGGAACCACAUGUUCAAUAAAUAUCAAUGAGUGUGCUUCUGGGCCUUGUCUCAAUGGUGGAAGGUGUAUAGAUGCAGUCAAUGGUUACUCCUGUCUGUGCGUAGUGGGUUACACCGGUAUUCGCUGUGAAACUGUUCUUGAUUCAUGUACUAGCUCUCCUUGCCUCAAUGGUGGUAACUGCGUCAGCCAGGUUAAUGCAUUCUUCUGUAAUUGUCAACCAAACUUUAGGGGCGUACGUUGUGAAUUAUUUAACCCACCAUGUACAUCAAACCCAUGCUUAAAUGGUGGCACGUGCAGCAACAAUCAGAACAAUGACAACUACGUCUGUAUUUGCCCGCAAAACUUCAACGGUGUGAACUGUGAGAACCCCAUAGAUGGGGUGGAAUGUGCCAGUAACCCCUGCAGAAAUGGAGGUACCUGCAACGAGGGCUUCCGUAGCUUUACCUGUACCUGCCCUUCCACAUGGACCGGGAUAUUUUGUUCUGCAGACGUCAAUGAAUGCCAGAACCAACCCUGUUUCAAUGGUGGGACAUGUACUAAUCUCCAAGGGUCAUAUCGCUGUAAUUGCCCCCUUGGAUUUGGUGGAGUUAAUUGUGAAGUGAAUAUCAACGAAUGCACAUCAAAUCCUUGUUUGAACGGAGGUACUUGCAGUGAUGGAAUUAAUUUUUACACCUGUGCUUGUCUGCUAGGUUUCACAGGACAACGGUGUGAGAUUACCCCGAAUGCUUGUUCAAGUUCUCCUUGCCUAAACGGAGGUACAUGCAACAGCAACAAUGGCUUCUUCACCUGCAGUUGUGUCAGUGGAUUUGUUGGAAUUAGGUGUGAAACAAACAGCAACGACUGCGUGCAGAACCCCUGUCAGAAUGGAGGCACAUGUGUGGAUGGAUUGAACACGUUCUCGUGCACGUGUCUGGCAGGGUUCUCUGGUAACCUCUGCCAGAUUUCAAAUUUCUGUGCUAACAACCCCUGCUUGAAUGGCGGAACCUGCCAAACCUUGUCCACAACUUAUCGGUGUCAGUGCACCAAUGGAUUCACAGGUCAACAGUGUCAAAUUAAUAUCCAGGAAUGUUCAAGUGGACCUUGUCAAAAUGGAGGAACGUGCAUUGAUGGAGUGAAUUCUUUCAUCUGUCAGUGUCCUGUUGGCUACGGGGGAAUAUUUUGUCAGUUGUCAACAUCACCAUGCCAGAGUAAUCCAUGUCAAAACGGUGCUUGCAUUACACAGCAACAAGGGUACAUUUGCCAGUGCAAUCAGGGAUUCACCGGGGUUUUCUGUCAGACCAACAUCAAUGAAUGCCUGAGCUCACCUUGUCUAAAUGGAGCCACCUGCCUGGAUGGUUUAGCCCGGUACACGUGUCAAUGUCGCUUGGGUUACACCGGGAUCCGAUGUGAAAUCAACGUAGAUGAGUGUGCAUCACAGCCUUGUGCCAAUGGUGGCACUUGCAUUGACAAUGUGAAUAGCUAUAUCUGCAAUUGUCCACAAGGUUUCACAGGGGCCAAUUGCUUUGAGCGUAAUGACCUGUGUUCGCCAUCCCCAUGUGUGAAUGGGGACUGUCUUAGCGGAUCAGGGACUUUCACAUGUCGUUGCUUUAAUGGUUAUACCGGGUCCCGUUGUGAGAUAAACCCCAAUGAUUGUGCACCCAAUCCUUGCCAGAAUGGAGGGACAUGCACUGAUGGUCUUAAUAGAUUCUUCUGCAACUGCUUGCCAGGAUUCUUUGGAUCUAUGUGUGAGAUUGUUCAAGAUCCCAAUCAGUGUCUUUCAAAUCCUUGUCUGAAUUCUGGUAGCUGUAUUGAUGGAAACAACCGCUUUACCUGUAUGUGCUUGCCAGGGUAUACUGGAACGCGUUGUGAAACCAACAUCAAUGAAUGUGGCAGUAAUCCUUGCCUAAACCAAGGACAGUGUCUUGAUCAAGUCAACGCUUUUCUGUGCAACUGUCCUGCAAACUUCAUCGGAACUCGAUGUGAAACUCCACUAGUACCUGAUGCAUGUAUCUCCAACCCAUGCCAGAAUGCCGGAACCUGUACGAGAAUAAAUAACGGAUACCAGUGUAUCUGCCAACCAGGAUUCCAGGGCACCAAUUGUCAAAUAAAUAUCAAUGAGUGUGCUUCUAGCCCUUGUCUAAAUGGAGGCACCUGCGUUGAUAGAGUGAAUAGAUUCACAUGCACCUGUACCCAGUUCUACACUGGACAGACCUGUGCAUUUGCUGUUGUCAACCCCUGCACUACAGCACCAUGCUUGAAUGGCGGUACAUGCAGCGUCAACCCAGCCAAUCCAAGUAGUUUCCUGUGUGCCUGUCAGUUUGGAUAUAGUGGAAACCAAUGUCAGUUUGAUGGUAAUCAAUGUUUGUCAAACCCAUGUUCUAACGGUGGUGUGUGCAUCGAUGGUAACGGCCGGUUUGCCUGUAAUUGUGCUCCUGGAUUUAGUGGUGACACUUGCCAAAUCAACAAUAAUGAGUGUAUUAGCAGCCCUUGUCUCAACGGAGGUAUAUGUAAUGACUUAAGCAAUGCAUAUAGCUGUACUUGUCAACCCAACUUCAAUGGCGCAAGAUGUGAAACUCCUAUACAAGUGCCCAAUCCCUGCAUAUCAUCACCUUGUCUGAACGGAGGUACAUGUGUAAGGACUGGUGACUCUACCUAUGUGUGUAACUGCCGCGCUGGAUUUAUUGGAGCACAAUGUAGCCAGCCGGUUGAUAUCACAACUUGUGCCGAUUCACCUUGUCAGAAUGGAGCUACCUGUUCACCAACGCAGACUGGAGCUAGUUAUUUCUGUGUCUGCUACACUGGGACAUCAGGGAAUAAUUGCGAGGUUGGGCAGACGGCAUGCUUCCCCCAGCCAUGUCAGAAUGGUGGUACAUGUGUGUCAAUGACCAGUGGUCAGAAUGGCUUCUUCUGUAUGUGCCCACCUGGACUUGGAUUGACUGACAUCACAUGUGCAGGUGUAGGUGCAAACCCUUGUUCAUCAAACCCAUGUUUAAAUGGAAUAUGCUCAUCGGUGUUUACGACAUCAGGAACCAUCAGCGGAUAUGAAUGCAAUUGCCAGGCAGGCUAUACAGGAGUACGAUGCCAGACUUUACUAACUCCUCCAGUUUCACCUUGUCAGAACAAUCCCUGCCAGAAUGGAGGAACAUGCACCAAUAACGGAUUAUCCUUCUUCUGCAGUUGUCGAAUUGGGUUUACUGGCACAACAUGCCAAACAUCUGUUCCUUGCAACUCAAACCCUUGCUUGAAUGGAGGUUCCUGCCAGGUAUUCACCAAUGCCUAUGUCUGUAAUUGUCUACCUGGCUUUGCUGGAACCAGAUGCGAGCAGAGUAACGUAUCACCAUGUCAAUCUAACCCUUGUUUCAAUGGUGGAACAUGUAAUGUAGAAGGCAACAUCUAUAGGUGUUCUUGCAUUGAUGGUUUCACUGGACUUCGCUGUCAGACACCUCCAUUACCUUGUUUUUCCAAUCCAUGUUUGUUUGGUGGAAGCUGCAGCAACACUGGAAGCACAUUCUUCUGUGCGUGUUUAGCUGGUUACUCUGGAAACAGAUGCCAGACUCCACCAUCACCUUGCUCAUCUAGCCCAUGUUUCAAUGGUGGAGUGUGCUCCUCAUCUGGGGGAAUAUUCACCUGCUCGUGCCCAUCAGCAUAUACCGGUACCAGAUGUGAGAUAUUGGUCGCUACCAGCCCUUGUCAGUCAAAUCCUUGCGCAAAUGGAGGUACAUGUGUACAACAACCAACUGGUGGUUUCAUAUGUUUAUGCCGACCUGGAUUCGGAGGCACCAGAUGCACAACAGUGGUUCCAUCUCCAUGUCAGCCUACAAACCCUUGUCUCAAUGGAGGUACCUGUACCUCUAUUGGUAACUUGUUUUCUUGCACAUGUCUGCCUACAUAUACUGGAUCUACCUGCCAGACACCAACUGCUACAGAUUGUACUUUCGUAUGCGCUAACGGAGGGGUGUGUGUGUUGGAUGUUCUUCAUCGUGUUAAUGUCUGUCAAUGUCCCCAGGAAUUCAACGGAAACCAGUGCCUCUCCAGAACGACAUGUUCCAGGAACUACACUUUGGCCCAGGGACAGCAGGUGGCGGUGUCAAGCCCUAAUUAUCCCAACCCCUAUCCUAACUCGGUUCGCUGUGAGAUCUACUUCCAAGCCUCGGAUCCAAACAGGCGCCUACGUGUGACCGUCAAUGAGUUUGAUACCGAGUGUGAGCAUGACUAUGUUACGGCUGGAAAUGGUGGAAAUCUGAAUGAUCAGACCUCCAUUCUGAUGAGACUGUCUGGCGAUGAACAGGUCCCGCCUUUUGUCAUCGACAGCAACCAAGGAUGGCUCCUGUUUGAAAGUGAUCUAUGGGUCACCAAUCCAGGAUUUGCACUCACGGUCCAAGAUGUGGAUACAACAGAAUUCAUGGCUGAUUGUCCACCUGAUUUCUGCCGAAAUGGAGGUACAUGUGUGGUAGUAGUUGAUCAACCCCAGGUCCUCGGAUGCCUGUGCCUGGAUGGCUUCACUGGAGAUAACUGCAUUGAUGAUACGAACGAGUGUGCCAGCAAUCCCUGUUUCAAUGGAGGAAGAUGUAAUGACCUUCUUAACGCAUACUCAUGCACAUGUAUUUCAGGCACGUCUGGCCCAAGAUGCCAAUCAAUAACAACGCAGUGCACUAGCCUUGACUGCAGGAAUGGAGGAACUUGUGUGAUGUCACAGUUAGGUUUGGCAAGCUGCAAUUGUGUUGAUGGCUAUGAAGGAAACCUGUGUCAAACCAAUAUUAAUGAAUGUGAGAGCAAUCCCUGUCUGAACAAUGGUAUGUGUACAGACCAAGUUAAUGGAUUCUUCUGUAGCUGUCGUGAUCCAUACUCAGGAAUACUUUGUGAGACAAACAAUGCUAAUGUUGCUCGCUCCUCUGCCCGCGAUGGCAUGAACUUGAGUUUGCCGGAGCUUGCAUCAACAAAUCUAUCAGCAUCGUGGAUAGCUGUCAUUGUUGUCCUCUUCAUCAUCAUUAUUGUUAUGGGGAUGUACAUUGGAUACAGAUACUAUCGUGGAAGGCGUCAACGUCUUGAAGAUGGAGAGCACCUUCUUGAGGAGUAUUCAAAUAGAGCUCUGGACCCAGUCCCUCCUACUGAAAUGGGAGCUUAUGAACUCGUUCACCUGCCAGGAGGAGCAAGAUCCGGGAGUGUCUCUGCAAUGAAUGCAAACCAGUCACCAUGGCCCCAGAGUGCUGCCAACAUCUAAUGGCCAUCAUAUAAAGAGCUGAGAACUUCAGAUAUACAUGAACUAUAUACUAUAUGAAAUAUUUAAUAAUUGAUAUAUGAUACACAUUUGAGAAUAAUGUCAUUUUACUCAGACACUUGUUACAGUGCAAUAAUUGAUCGUAUGUAUGUGUAUCAGUUUUGGUAUAUAUAAUCUUAAAGUAUCAGUGAUCGAUUUCAGCAGCAUCUUUUUUCUUGGGAAAAUGAUUAUGUCACAGAUAAUUUCAGAUUGAUGCUGUUCAUGUUUUCAUAUUAUAGUUAUUCUUCAAAUUUUAAAAAAUAAAGAACCUCAAUUGUAAAUAAAGUAUACUACAUGAAUUAUAUAAUAAUUUAUAUAUGAUGCAUACUUAUAAUACUCUGACAAUUGUUACAAUUUGAUAAUUGUGUGUAUGUCUCUGAGUUUGGGGUAAUGUAAUCUUAUUGAUGAUAUAACUUAUUCUAGGGGAAAAGGCUUCAUGAGAAAUAAUUGUAAUAUGCUGCUAUCUACAUUAU
Lytechinus variegatus (green sea urchin) is the source of this 12805-nucleotide messenger RNA. RefSeq names its product fibrillin-1-like. Lineage: Eukaryota; Metazoa; Echinodermata; Echinoidea; Temnopleuroida; Toxopneustidae. The record is from RefSeq and is a predicted model, not a curated record. Gene Ontology annotation, biological process: axon guidance. Gene Ontology annotation, molecular function: protein binding; calcium ion binding.